Molecule: messenger RNA, 2324 nt
Organism: Lineus longissimus
Lineage: Eukaryota; Metazoa; Nemertea; Pilidiophora; Heteronemertea; Lineidae
Product: arylsulfatase-like
Exons: 7
Coding region: 170-1693 (507 amino acids)
Molecular function (GO): arylsulfatase activity
Source: RefSeq, a predicted model, not a curated record
AUAGUCUGCUCAAUUUUAUGUUCUGACAGAACAUAAUCACCAUCUGUUGAUGUUUUUCCUCAACGAAACGCUUAGUGAUGAGGUGACAAUUUCUUGAGGAAUGUGUGUUUAUUUGCAGUAAGCCCGAUUGCUGUGAUUCUCAUCACAAGUGCAGCUCGGACAAACAACAAUGACAGGCCUAAUAAAAGCCAUCCAAUUUAUCACCAUACUCAGCACACUCUUCCUGACAGUUAGCAAUGCCAAGAAACCAAAUUUCAUCAUAUUCCUUGCUGAUGACAUGGGUUAUGGCGAUAUCUCCUCCCAUGGUCACCCGAGUCAGGAGUAUGGAGCUAUAGACAAGCUCGCUGCAGAAGGGAUGCGAUUCACCCACUGGUAUUCUGCAGAUGUUGUUUGUACCCCAAGCAGAGCUGCCCUCCUUACUGGGCGUUACCCACUAAGGUAUGGCUUAUCAGGAGGAGUUCGAGUACUUCUUCCCCAUCAUUUCAGCGGGCUGCCAAAGUCUGAGAUAACAAUUGCCGAAGCUUUGAAGGAUGUAGGAUACAACACUGGCAUAGUUGGAAAGUGGCAUUUAGGUAUUAAUGAAGCAACAAGGACAGAUGGAGGCCACCUACCACAUAAUCAUGGUUUCAACUACGUGGGCAGUAUUCUACCCUUUACUCUAGUAUGGGACUGUGAUACUAGCAAGGUUCACAUGGAGGAGGCAAACAGACACCGCUGUUUCCUGUAUCAGAAUACAACAAUCAUCCAACAGCCGAUAGACCUCCAUAACCUAUCCAGUCGAUUUCUUCACGAUGCCAAGGCAUUCCUCCACGACAACGCCGACCAUCCGUUCUUCCUCUAUUACCCCUUACCACAGACUCAUACACCAAUGUUCAACAUGCCACAAUUUGCUAAUAAAUCUAGGCGAGGUCGCUAUGGAGACCAGAUCAACGAAAUGGCAUGGACCAUCUCUGAGAUCAUGGACACUCUGAAAACAUUGAGGUUAGAUGAAGAUACGCUGGUCCUCUUCCUCUCAGAUCAUGGACCACAUUCGGAAGUGUGUUCAGAAGGGGGCGAUGCAGGGAUGCUCAGAGGAGGCAAAUUGUCGUUCUUUGAGGGUGGUAUCAGAGUCCCAGCCAUUGCUCACUGGCCAGGCAAGAUCAAACCAGCCAGCGUUUCCCACGACGUCAUCAGCACCAUGGACAUCUUCCCAACGAUACUUGAGCUAGCUGGAGCAAAGGAACAAGAUCAACUACUCGAUGGUCAGAGCAUAACAGACAUUCUCUUUGAAAAGGGGCAUAAAUCUCACGAGAUUCUCUUCUACCACUUGGAACGGGACGUUUUGGCCGUCCGGUACAACAAUUUUAAGAUACAUUUCAAAGCUGCUGGGCUUCCCACCGAAAAAUUCAUCAAGCAUUUCUGUCCCGGUGGAUUCCCAACUAAAAGUGUCAUGCUAGGUGAAAAUCAUAUCGUAGCACUACCGUUUGAUAGUCCUUUAGUCUAUGAUGUUGAACGUGAUCCUGGGGAGAGGUACCCCCUGAAUCCUAGAGAUUAUGACAAUGUGAUCAGGGAGGUUCGGGAGGAAAUUGCGAAACAUUUCGCGACUGUUACACCCACGAAAUGUCUGUUGUAUGGAAACCAUGCAAAUAGGAAAGUUAUUCCCUGUUGUAAUCCACCGUAUUGUUUCUGUAAUUUCCCAGGAACCCAACAAUGAUCCUUCACAUGAGACAUUGUGCCAUCAUAUCCAGUCUGCUUACAAUACAUAAUACCUAUUCUAUUGUGCAUAAUUCACACAUUUUAUUAUAAGAAAAUUUAUAUUGAAUGUAUAGACGAGCUGAAGGUUGAAUUGAAAGCACAUGAUGUUCAGUUCACUUGCUGCACGCAACGUUUUUUUUAGUUAAGACGAUGUACAAUUUCGAACAUCCCAGAUAAUUGCAUUUAUUACCAUAUCAUCUUGCCAACACUGAUGUCUGUUCGACCUCAUGUUGAUCCAGAAUGCCGACACCAGCCACAAUGUUUUCAAAAGCUAAUAGCUCACUUGAUCUGCAAAUCAUGUCUUUACGCGACAGGGAAGCUAAUGUACAAGUAGAGGAAUGAUUUUAAUAAAUAAUUUUGAAACAAAAUUUUCCGGGAAAGAUCGAACUACUUUUGCUGAAUGGGACCAAAUCAGUUACUUAAAACUGGUGGUGACUCUCCAGGUUAAUGUUUUAAAAUGAGCAUGUCAUGUGAGAGUCAUAUCGUUAAAUGGCACGUGGUGUAAUUAUGUAGUCUCUAUACAAAGUUUUAAUGGUUUUUAUAUGCAUUUACGUAUAUUUUUGGUGAAUAAAUACCAUGUGAAGAAGUAA